AUGUCUAUCAUUUUAGCAGAAGGGCAUAAGAUUCCAUAUUCUAUCUAUCUAUCUAUCUAUCUAUCUAUCUAUCUAUCACAUCCUGUUCAUAUCUAUCUAUCUAUCUAUCUAUCUAUCUAUAUAUAUAUAUAUAUAUAUAUAUAUGUCGAUAAACCUCAACAACAUUUCUUUUGUGCUUCUAUCUCAAUCCGUUCAUAUCUAUCUAUCUAUCUAUCUAUCUAUCUAUCUAUCUAUUCUAUAUCUUUAGCUUUCUCUCUCUCUCUCCCUCUCUAUCUAUCUAUCUAUCUAUCUAUCUAUCUAUAUAUAUAUAUAUAUAUAUAUAUAUCACAUCCUGUUCAUAUCUAUCUAUCUAUCUAUCUAUCUAUCUAUCUAUCUAUCUAUCUAUCUAUCUAUCUUUGUCUCUUUAUAUAUAUCUAUCACAUCCUGUUCAUAUUUAUCUACCUAUCUAUGUAUCUCAGUCUCUUUUUUAUAUAUCGUUUACCCCAGUGA
This is a messenger RNA of Acanthosepion pharaonis, 489 nucleotides long. Lineage: Eukaryota; Metazoa; Mollusca; Cephalopoda; Sepiida; Sepiidae. The record is from the annotation of a GenBank genome assembly.